This is a messenger RNA of Capsicum annuum, 1548 nucleotides long. Its product is annotated as receptor-like protein Cf-9. The transcript is spliced from 2 exons. Lineage: Eukaryota; Viridiplantae; Streptophyta; Magnoliopsida; Solanales; Solanaceae. The record is from RefSeq and is a predicted model, not a curated record. The coding region runs from base 1 to 1548 and encodes 515 amino acids. Gene Ontology annotation, molecular function: protein binding.
AUGAGUUACAGACUAUUUCUACUAGCAUCGUUCUUUCUCUGUCAACUUGCUUUUUCUUCAUCCAUACCUCAUUUGUGCAACAAAGAUGAAAGCAUUUCCCUUGUAACAUUCAACAAAUCGCUUACUAUAGAUCCGUCAGCAUCUGCUGAUUGUGAUUAUUCUGGUCAGCCAUACUAUGGAAAAAUAAGUUCAUGGAAUAUGAGCAGAGAUUGCUGCUCGUGGGAUGGAGUGAUAUGUGAUGAGAUAACUGGACAUGUUGUUGAACUUGAUCUCAAUUGCAGCCAGCUUGUAGGGAACAUCGACUCGAAUAGCAGCCUUUUCCAACUCUCUCGUCUCCAAAGGCUCAAUCAUUCUAGGAACACAUUCUCUAACUCACAUAUUUCUCCUUUAUUUGGCAGGCUUUCGAGUUUGACACAUCUUGAUCUUUCCUACACGUCUUUAUCUGGUCAAAUUCCUUCGGAAAUAUCUCAUCUUUCCAAGUUACAGUCUCUUCAUUUACUAAACUACGAUAUACAACUUGGACCUCACAAUUUUAAAAUUCUCCUUCAGAAUUUGACUCAAUUAAGACUGCUUGAUCUUAGAUUAGUAAACAUCUCUUCCACCAUCCCUCCAAAAUUUUCUUCUCAUUUAACGACUUUGAGACUGGGAGAUACAGAUUUGUACGGGAUAAUACCUGAGAGGAUUUUUCACUUGUCGAACUUGAAAGAACUUGACUUAUCCUACAAUGAUCAUCCCAGUGGUUAUUUUCCGACGACAAAAUGGAAUAGCACGGCAUCUAUCGAGGAGUUAUAUCUCUCUCAAGUGGAUUUUUCUGGUAGUUUCCUGCCUGAAUCUAUUAGCUAUCUAACUUCCUUGCGUUACGUGAUGCUUAAUUCUUGCAAUCUAUCGGGGAAAAUUCCAAAAUCUCUUUGGGAUCUCACCCGUUUAGAGCAUCUGGACCUUAAAGAUAACCUACUUGAAGGAUCAAUUCCUCUAUUUACAAGUGGACUGCAGAAUCUAUCUUACCUUCGGUUAUUGAAUAACUUGCUAAAUGGAGUGAUACCAUCCUGGAAAUUCUCCCUGCCAUCACUGAGUAAACUUGACUUGAAGGAUAACCACUUUUGCGGUCAACUUGAGGAUUUCAGUAUUUCGCUGACCAAUGAGAACAAUGUCAAUUCUACCUUGCCUCAAUCUGUUGAAUCGUUGGGGUUGUCCGGUUGUGAAAUAAGAGAACUGGAUUUUUUGAGAUCAGCAAAGCAGCUUUCGUACUUGGAUCUUUCAAAUAACAAGAUUCAAGGAAGAAUUCCUGAUUUUGCAUUGUCUAAUUGGAUGAAUUCCAUGUCAAAUCUUAAUCUAUCCCACAACAUGUUGACAAGUAGUAACCAGAUUCAUCUUCUUCCUCUUCUUGAUAUUGAUUUGCAGUCCAAUUUUCUUCAAGGGCCGCUACCAAUUCCACCGCCCUCUGUGCAAUUGUUCUUCAUGUCAAAAAAUAGUCUCACUGGGGAGAUCCCUUCUUCUUUUUGCAAUUUGACAUUGUUAGGAUCGAGAAUCCGGAUAGUGCGGAAUUAA